Messenger RNA from Rhipicephalus sanguineus (brown dog tick), 1119 nucleotides. RefSeq lists its product as uncharacterized. The transcript is spliced from 5 exons. The coding region runs from base 1 to 1119 and encodes 372 amino acids. Lineage: Eukaryota; Metazoa; Arthropoda; Arachnida; Ixodida; Ixodidae. The record is from RefSeq and is a predicted model, not a curated record.
AUGGCAGCGGCGUCCAGCAUUCAUAGAGAACGUUGGAGCUUCCAGCGUAAUGAGCGUUGGUUUGAGGACACUUUGCCACAUCUAGGGGAACAACACUUCCGACAAGCCUUCCGCGUGUCGCCGACGACGUUCCGAUACCUGGUAGAGUCAUGCAGACCUUCGCUGGAGCGCCAAACGACAAACAUGAGAGAAGCCAUCUCCGUGGAGAAGAGGGUGGCCGCGGGGAUGUACCGCCUGUGCUCCAGUGCCGAAGACAGGACCAUUGCGGACCUGUUCGGCAUUGGAAGGUCCACUGUUAAUACUGUUUUCAGAGAAUUUUGUAAAACAGUGGUAGAUCGACUUGAAGACGCAUGGAUACAGAUGGCUGUGGGUGCCCUCGACGGCUGUCAUUUCCCCGUAUCCCCGCCAAAGGACCACGCAGCUGACUACUAUAACUACAAAGGAUGGUACAGCAUGAUACUCCUGGCUGUUGUCGACCACCGCUACUGCUUCAAAUACAUCAACGUGGGGGCUCCUGGUAGAUGUCAUGAUGCUUAUGUGUACGGACGGUCAUGGCUGUGUGAGAAAAUAGAGCGUGGUCUUCUGGCAUCUCCCGUGGCUAUUAUUGAACACUGCCCGGUGAAACCGCUCAUAUUAUGCGACCAGGCCUUCCCCCUCACAGAAACUUUGCUCAAGCCGUUCCCAUCUGCUUCACCUGGCUGUCAGCAAAAUGAGAUCAGGCACAUCUGCUGUUAUGAACUGGUCACCGGCAUCCACUCAAUCGUCUGGUACAGGUCCACUAAGGCUAUCUUCAAUUACAAUUUGUCCAAAACAAGGCGAAUCGUGGAGAAUGCCUUCGGUAGGCUGAAGGUACGUUUCCGUUUCACGAUGAAGAGGAUGGAAUGUAAACUGGCCAAUGCUCGACAGGCUAUCAAAACAGCCUGUAUCCUACAUAACAUCUGUGAGUCCUUCAGGGAUGCUGUUGAACAGCACUGGGAACAGGACGCACAAACGUUUCAGGCAUUGUAUGAGCAACCUUUCCAUACCACCACGGUUUCAACAGGACAGGGUGAAGAAGUACGACAAGCACUUGCUAAGUACUUUUGGAACCGUGCUCAGCAAAACGCGCUGCCAUCAUGA